AUGUCGCAGUCAGCGACGUGCCAACUGAAUGAGGAAUCACUUCUGUGGGCGCAGAAACAUCGUAUUUGCAGCCCUCGCAUUGUCGAUGAGGGCUGCAAAGACAUCGACUGCGUCAACGGCAUUGCAGUCAAUGGCAACGGCACCCUACGUUACCUACACAACCACCGCAAUUCAAGUGAACAACGUGGCAACAACGGACUGUUUCCACUCGCACCUCGUUGCCCUCCUCUCCAUCUGCGAAGUUUCUUUUUCCAGGGCUCAAAUCUCGUGCUUGGGGCAUCGUGUCGUAUGUUCAUUCGCACCAAGUUCAUCGUCACCUACGUCAACGGCUUAACCAGCACCCUAUGUCUCAUCUCAAAUUCAUCGCCAUUCGCUUGCUUAUCACUCCCUCUUUCCAACACGUUACUCCAUCAACGACGUCCUUCGUCGCCUGUCAACGAUGUCCAUACCCUGUCAACGAGUCCGUUCACCUAUCACUCUCCCUUUCCAACAAUGACACUCCUCCUUUCCAAGAUGUUUAGCUCCGGUGUGAUAUCAUGUAGUUUCCUUGCGCUGCGUCGAGUAGUCCUGUAG
Molecule: messenger RNA, 573 nt
Organism: Laccaria bicolor S238N-H82
Lineage: Eukaryota; Fungi; Basidiomycota; Agaricomycetes; Agaricales; Hydnangiaceae
Exons: 4
Coding region: 1-573 (190 amino acids)
Source: RefSeq, a predicted model, not a curated record